Pelobates cultripes (western spadefoot toad) is the source of this 2857-nucleotide messenger RNA. Lineage: Eukaryota; Metazoa; Chordata; Amphibia; Anura; Pelobatidae. The record is from the annotation of a GenBank genome assembly.
GGUUAUUGGUGCUGCACUAUUGGCGUGAUCAGUGCUUCUGAUGCCCCACAGACUAUGGUGGGAUCCCAGAGCCACGUACAGUAUGAGAUGCAGGAUAGUCUACACCGAGACCUAGUGCAGGAGAGCGUGCCUCAGGACAAGAUGGCAAGACGUGGUCAGAUGCUGAGACUGAAAGCCAAACCGCCGGAGGUUAAAGCUCUGCAGGUGACGAGGCAGACAGAGGUCCUACAUGAACGGCAGGAAAUCACAGAGUUUGGCAAUAACCUGCAACUACUGCAACCACAUCAUCAGGAUGAGAAUCUCCGAGAGAACCGUCAGGAGAGGCCGGACAGCACGCCGGACACCUGCAGCGAGCUGCAUAGAAAGCUGCAGGAGAUGCAGGAAAAGCUGGCACUGAAGGAGCGAGAGCAUGAUGAGAUGUGCAGAAAGAUGCAGCAGGUAGGUAGAGGGUAUGUCGGAGUAGGGAGCCUGGUCGCCAUUUCUGUGUUAUAACUUGUGCUGUAUUGCAGAUGCUGAAAGAAGCCGAGGAAAUGAGCAAUCUUCAGAUCCAGCUGGUGAGUGCGCAGAUAAUGUCUUCCUGAGCAUGUGCCUCUGAUGUGCUCACUGACAAGAUAUUUUGUUAAUGGAAAGGGUCUUCCCUGGUACCCCACCAAUGACCCCCCGGACUGUAUGUUAGUGGAAUGAGAAUGUCCCCCCCAUACUGUAUGUUAGUGGAAGGAGACUAUUGACUCCUCGCUCAGUGUCUCUCUAUCUAUUGACUCCUCGCUCAGUCUCUCUCUCUCUCUAUUGACGCACUGUAUGUUAGUGGAGUGAGAAUGUCCUCCCGUACUGUAUGUUAGUGGAAUGAGAAUGUCCCCCCGUACUGUAUGUUAGUGGAAUGAGAAUGUCCCCCCCGUACUGUAUGUUAGUGGAAGGAGAAUGUACCCCCGCCCCGUACUGUAUGUUAGUGGAAUGAGAAUGUCCCCCCUUAUUGUAUUCUAAUGAAAAGCCCCCCUUUCUCUCCAUCAGUGUUCCCCCCAUACUAUAUGUACCUUAAUGCCCCACAGGGAGGGACUGACUUAGAGAAACACCGAGACCUCCUGGUGUCUGAGAAUAACCACCUGAGACAAGAGCUGCAGCUUCUCAGAAGACGAAUGGACCUUGGGAAUGACAAGGUAUAGAAAGCACCAAGCUGGCUGGAUCUUAUACCAGCUUCCCAAAACCUGGCCAGCGAUAAAUAGGGGGACUGAGGCUUUCCAAUUGUAGUGACCCGGAUAGGGUGACACUGUAACUAAUGAUGGCCCCUGGAAGCAGGUUUGCCCUAGUAGAUAUCUCUACUCUCUAAUCUCUAGUAGAUAUCUAUACUCUCCUGCCAACUGGACCACAUGUGGUCAUCAUUCAUUUGUUGCAGGAGAUCCAAAUCCUGAAGGACUGUGUGAGCCACAUGGAGCAGGUUGAGGGGGAGCAGAAGUUGCUUAUCGCCACACUGCAGAGGGAGGUACAGCAGAAAGCGGAAUGCCUUGCAGAAGCGGAGCUGCGGGUCAGGGACUCUGUGCGGGAACGAGUAGAAGAAGAAGAGCGACUGAACCGUCGACUGAGAGAAUGUCAGCAGCCACAGAUCAAGGUUAAUUUUUAUUUAAACAGGAGCGCUGUGUGCUAUACAUAGUACAACUACCGGCCACUUUAUUCCUGUGAUUCUGGCUGUAUAAGUAGAAAUUGCCGAGUUUAAUUCCAGGUACAGACGCCGUAAUGACGCACUUGCUGUUUUGCAGUAUAUAAUGCAGAAGGUGGACGUUGAAUCAGGGAAGAUGAAGAUGGCACUCAGCCAAGCACAGAGCCGCAGUCUAUAUUUGCAGGAACAAGUAGACAUGCAACGGCGCAUGCUGGACGAUAUGCAACAGAAACUACAGCAGGAACAGCAGGAAUCAGCCGAGCUGCGGGCGCAGGUCAGUGUAUGGGAGAUAAACCGUCACAAAAUGCAGGUCACACAGCCCUGACAUUCUAGUAACACGCUGACUCUCUCCUGGCCAGGUGGAUCUCUAUGCCUUAGAACUUGACCAGUCCCAGGCGCAGAUGGUGCAAGAGUUUCAGACUCUCCAGGAGGAGAAGGAACAAGCGGUGUCCGAGGCCUUUCAGAGAGCACAGGUGGAGAUGAGAGCCGUGCACCUCAGCCUGGAUGGUAAACUCAUUGACCGUCAAGCUGUGAGACCGUGUGACCCCCUAGGAACAAAACCUAACAGCAAUGGGACAUCAGGCACUUAUUAAACAUGGCCGUGGGCCGCAAGCUCAGUCUGAGCGAGGAGUCAAUAUAAAGAGACGGUCUCUCUCUAUGUUUUAACUAUUCGCUCAGUCUCUCUGUAUUGACUCCUCGCUCAGUCUCUCUCUCUCUAUUGACUCCUCGCUCAGUGUCCCUCUCUCUAUUGACUCCUCGCUCAGUGUCCCUCUCUCUACUGACUCCUCGCUCAGUAUCUCUCUAUGUAGUGACUAUUCGCUCAGUAUCUCUUUCUCUCUCUAUUGACUCCUCGCUCAGUGUCUCUCUAUCUAUUGACUCCACGCUCAGUCUCUCUCUAUUGACUCCUUGCACGGUCUCUCUCUAUAUAUUAUGUUAUUAUUUAUAUAGUGCCAACAAAUUCCACAGCGCUUUACAGUGGGUGGGCGAACAAACAUGUAGUUGUAACCAGACAAGUUGGACACACAGGAACAGAGGGGCCCUGCUCAAUGAGCUUACAUGCUAGAGGGAGUGGGGUAGAGGCUCUCUCCUCCUUUCUUCAAUGACUCCAUAUUUAUUCUAUGUAUUUUUUAGGAGUGAGGAAGAACCUGCUCACGUUACAGCCUGCUCUCCGGACGCUGACACAGGAUUACAAUGCUUUAAAGAGAC